UUGGCUGUUAAUUUUGUUACGAAUCUUGGUAUAAGUGUAAGCUGUUCCACCACAUGUGCUGUUAAUGCAGCUUUUGUUUUGGGUUGAGCAGAGCUGUUAGAUGGUGGAUCAGAAAGUGUCAGAUUUUGCUGUUGUAGCUGAGUUUUGUGUCUGUUUGACAGAUGGAGACGGUGGAGGAGGUCAUGUUACGAGCCUAUGACAAGUUUAACAUCCAGCUACAGAGUAUCCAGGUGCUCUAUGCUACAGGAAAUGAGGACUGGCGGAGUGCCAGGAGGAUGGGGAACUCCAACAUGCACGUGUUACGCCCCAUCUCCAUCCACCUGUGCCUGCAGAAGUGUAUGUUUGACAAGGACCCACGUAUGGCCAAGAUGAAGGUAUCGGGAGAGUUGCCGUUGCUGAGUCUAGGACUGUCCGACUACAGACUGCAGCAGUUGAUUGACCUGGGCAUGAGUAUUCCACUACCAGAACCACCGGACACCGACAUGGAGGAUAUUUUCGCUCUCACCAUCAGAAAGAAACCCAAGGGCCCCAGCACUUUGCCCUCCGCCGCAGAGCCUGAUGUUUCACCCAACAGCCUGAAGAAAGUCGUGAAUCCUCCUCCAGGAGGAACUGGAAAGUCGUCCUCACUACAGAGAGCCACCUCACAGGAGUACGUCAAUGCCACAGACAUGGAGCUGAACUUUGAGAUUAAAAAGGUGGAGAUAACUCUGUCACAGCGAAUCAACAAGCAGGAAGUGCCAAUGGUGAGGCUCCUGGUUGAGCGGCUCGGCACCACGAUGAAGAUGCGAACGUUUGACAUGAGCGUGGAGGCAUAUCUGGGCGGGAUCUACUUACAGCAUCUCAAGUUGAAAGACUCGGAUCAACUUCGCGAUCAGCUGAUCAACAACAAACUUCUCACAGUCACUGAUGAAGGCCCCAUCAUUAAUAUUAUCAACACUCCUGCUCACAAAGACCCCAAGUUCAAACUUCUGACUGUCAGCUAUCUAAAGGCUAAUGGAGACGGCCCUGAGUUCUCAACAACAUACGGCAACACGGAGCAGAGCAUCAAUGUUCACUUCUCUGCCCUUGAGGUUCUUCUCCACUUGGGGGCGCUGCUAGGCCUAAUGGAGUUCGCUCAGAGUCUUCAGCCCAACAUCCCGCCUUCGACUGUGAAGGAGGUGAAGACUACAGAGAAAGACGAGGCCGGAAAAGAGAAGGAUGGCACUGUGGAUAAACCCAAGCGGAAACGUAAAGUGAAGCCUAAGGACCCCAAGAUCAUAGACAUCAAGGUCAAGGCCAACCUGGACUCAUUCGGGGUCGCUAUCUGCACUGCCGACAAACUCAUCACAGAUGUGAAGAUCAAAGGUAUUGAGUCCACUGUAGCUGUCCAACAGGCGAAGACUACGGUUGCCGCAGUGAUAAGGGACAUGAUAGUGUUUGACCCCAGUCCUAAGUCACUUUACCCUCAGAUCCUGUCAAUAGAAGGCUCAGAAGUCCUGAAGGCAGAUAUUGUGGCGUACAACGGCGGCACGGAGGGCGAGAAGUUUGCUGACAUGAACUGCGUGGACACGAGCGUGGCCGUGAAGAUCGGAUGUAUGAAGAUCACUUUCCUGAACAAGUUCGUCACCGAUCUUCUGGCUUACAUGGACCACUUCCAAACAGCCAAGGACGCGCUGAAGGAAGCGGGUGAAACAAUGGCUGAGAAGUCACUGGAACAGGCUCAGAACAUUCAGGCCACAGCGGCGCGAAUCCUCCUGGACAUCCAGAUGAAAGCGCCGCUCAUCGUCGUCCCCCAGUCCUCCACAUCAUCCAACGUGCUCUGCGUCGACCUGGGAAUGCUGACACUGGGCAAUGAGUUUCAAAUGGCAAAGGCAAAGGCAUCCGAUGGAAGUCCGGCGGUGAUGGAUCAGAUGAAGAUAGAGCUGACGUCGCUGAAACUUUCCAGGUACUGGACAUUUUUUAUCCAGUUAUUGCUGCCAAUUGCUGACAAUACAGAAUAUUCUAAUGCCUUACCUUUCAGAGCCAAGAGUUCUGUUAUUUGUUGUUCUUUUCUCGCCUUGCUGAUGACAUUUUUGGACAAACUGGAGAAAUGUAUACCUGUCAUUUAUUGCUUGAUACAGUUGUUAGUCUUAGACCUGAGUCAUUGCAUGGGAUAA
This is a messenger RNA of Liolophura sinensis, 2135 nucleotides long. Its product is annotated as intermembrane lipid transfer protein VPS13C-like. Lineage: Eukaryota; Metazoa; Mollusca; Polyplacophora; Chitonida; Chitonidae. Gene Ontology annotation, biological process: protein targeting to vacuole; protein retention in Golgi apparatus. The transcript is spliced from 14 exons. The record is from RefSeq and is a predicted model, not a curated record. Bases 162 to 2135 code for a protein of 657 amino acids.